AUGCAAAUUCGAAGUGUUACACUUGUUACUAUAGCUUUCUUUCUGGGCAUUGCUGCAUUGAUUUUGCAUUUAUUGGCUUUAUGUUCACCACAUUGGAAAAUAACAAAGCGAGAUGUCGAACCGGUAAUGAGUCCAGUUAGUUAUGGUCUUUGGCAAAGAUGUGAAUAUUCAAAUCUGACAAUAAUAAAACAAGGUUUAGCACUUGGUGUUCAACCAAAUGUUCAAAUAUGUCGACCAAAUCUAUAUAUGAGAUAUACACCAAAUGAAUUUAAUUUAUGUUAUAACAUUCGUCGAUAUUGUCCAGUUCUUCAAGUCGAUCAAAUACCUGAAGGGUGUUCAUGUCGCUAUCUACCAUCAACUAAAGCUUUACAAUGGUUAACAGUUUCAGCAGCUGUAUUUCUUAUUAUUGGCUUGUUAUUACUUUAUUUAAAUAAUAUAGCACAACCACAAAAUGAAAGUGCAAUACUUUUAGUACGUUAUGCACCAUUUGUUUGUUUUUUAGCAGCAUUCGUUUUAUUAGUAAUAGGAUUGAUCCUGUUUCGAGCAUUUCUUCGACGUGAUACAUAUGAAGAUUUUUCAUUUCCGAUAAGAAAUUUAACAGGUGAUACUCAAGGAAUUCAAGCUUUUGAUUUACAUAGUCUUCGUAAUUAUGCUAAAUAUUAUGAAGAAACUUUCAGUCGUGAACAAUAUAAAAAGGCUGAAGAAGAAUUACGCGAAGAUGCCAACACACAUUAUCAUACAAUAAUUGGACGAGCGACUAUUUAUGAAAUAAUUGCAACAAUAUUAACUUUUAUUGUUACAGCAGUAACUUUUUUGUUUGCUACAUCAUCAAGAGCAGAAAAUCUUUAA
Adineta steineri is the source of this 849-nucleotide messenger RNA. The record is from the annotation of a GenBank genome assembly. NCBI's taxonomy places the organism in Eukaryota, Metazoa, Rotifera, Eurotatoria, Adinetida, Adinetidae.